UAAGCUCCGCCCCUCUGCCCCACUUCCCCCUCCCUGUGAUUUCACCUCCUGAAUCAAGGGGCACGACACCUGUAACCAUGUAAUUGUUUUGUUGAUCUACCUCUUAGGAAAAAAAAAAAUAAAAAAAAAAAAUAGGUAAAUGGUAAUUUUUUUUUUGAACACAAAAAUAACUAAAAAAUAAAAAAAAGAAUAAAAAAAAGAAGUUGCUCGAAAGAAAUAUAGGUAAACGAAUAACUGGGUAGCGGCAUCUCCAUAUACUGUAGUGGAUAGACUAUUAAGAGAAAAAAAAACUUUUACUUCUUCCAAAGAUGAUUUCUUUUCUUUCUCCAUUCUUAGUUGUUUUUGAAAUGAUUAUGAAAUGGAAUAAUAGUAAAGUGAAAGGGGGAUACAAACUUGCCACCUGCUUUCAGCUUCCUCCUUUAAAAAGCCAACAUAAAUGAGAUUUCUUUAUCCAAUUUGCAUUUGUUUUUUCCAUUUCAUUAAACUUACACUUUUUUUUUUUUUUUUAAACUUCAACAUUUUUUUUUCUCUCCAUGUUUUUGUGUUGGUUGACUUCUAAUUUUUUCUCUCUCCUUUUUUAAUGACAGCAGAUUGUAUCUCUUGUGUUUGGGUGCAUUUAGCAGUUUCUUUCUCUCUCUGUGAAAAAAAAAAUAAAAUAAAAAAUAAAGCCUACAUGAGUUAGAGCGCCUUGCGAGGACCUUCUACACCAAUCGAUGAUCUAUCUUCACUUCUAAUGAGUCGUUUGAUAAAGCAAAAGGACCUGUUGUUUUAGCUGACUGUGUAGCUGCAGGUGGAAAGAGGGAGCCCCCGCCCCCCAGGAGUCUUAAGCCAGUCACACCCGAGCUCGACCUCCAAGGUUUAAAUCAGAUUUCCUCUGUGCUGUCAUUGUGCAGCUCUAAAAAAAACAAAAAGACUCUGCUCAUUUUAAGGGUCGGGGUCUUCCUCCUUCCACCAGAUGGCGCCUUUGGUCUUUACAGUAUAUGGACUUUCACCCUCUGCCUGCCUGAUUCCUUUAGUCCUCAUCAACACUUGUUUUAAACUCCUUGUAAACAAAACAGAGCAUAGAUAUGAAUGUGUUAUUAAAAGAUGAGAAAACGGACCCUCUUGGCUUUUUGUGGUCUUUUUUGUGUGGCUUGCGUAGACUGUUUAUGGAGGUACACACAGACAGUGCGCUGCAGUGGACGCAUCAGAAAGUAAUUCUGCUAAUUAUUCUAAUAUUAAUAAUCCUUCUAAAAUCUAUUUGGCUGAAAUACUCCAAUGUGUCCAAUAUUCUCUCUAAUAUCUAUGUGAAUAUGCACAUGGUCAUUAAAUAAUAAACUAAAGUAGAAAUAACACAGUUUGAGCUAAAGAUUGAAUAACAUGAGAAUAUCUGAGGCCCCUCAACUAUCACCUUAAACACCGUGAUAUAUUAAUGAUGUUUUAUAAUCUGUGUGAAAAAGAUCCAGUAGAACUUACAAUGCAAUAUUAAUAAUAAUUAUUAUUCACUGACACAGUUGUUGGCUGUUUGAAGACAGUAUUACCAAGUUUGUGUUGUAUAGUCACAAUACGAUUAAAAUAAAAUGAAAUGAAAACAAAGCACAGGCUUGAUGAAAAUGAAAUCAUACUGAGGCCCCAUUAAAGCCUUUAUUUUAUCUGAGGUGUCGCGCCAUUCGAAGAUGUUUUGUGCAUUUCCUUUAACAAGAUAUUGCACCUCUGUGAAAGUACCGCACAUGAAUUUGCAUGCAGUUUUUCAACAGCAGGAAGGAAGUGCUUGUGGUAUUUCUCCUUCAUGUUUAUAUGCCCCAGAGCCUGUGACUGAAGGUGCCCUCAGGUUUGUUUGACAAGUCUCUUUUUGCCUUUUCGCCCCCUCUCUCACGUUUAUCGUGUACACGGUUUCACCUCUAGUCUUAACAUUUCCUGUAACAAGGUCCAACCGCAGCUUCCUUCUCUUGAAAAAUGCUCACUUUUGAUUUAGUGUUGAAAUUCAAUGUGAAUCUUUGUAAGAUCAAUUAGGCAGAGGUGAGUCUAGACUAACGGAUGAGUAGAGGACCUGAACCCCUCAUCAUUAGUGAUUACAAAAUAGUUUAGGAGAACCUUCCUUUCUGGUGAAUAUGACUUUAUUCUAAGUAUUAAAGUACUUGUAAUUGAGAAUUUUGACACUUUGGACUUUGGUCUGUUAAUGUCAUAAAGUUUUAGUUUCUUUUCACCUUUUUUUUCUGACACAAUGAACUGGCAGCACGUCACUUCUCUUAUUGAUUUUUAGGGAAGUUAGAGUUGAGUUGAUGUGAGAACCUUUCAGAAACACGGAGAGAAGCUGGAGACACACUGAAACGAAUGAUUAAGUGUUCAUAAGUGUACACUAACUAUGGAUCUGGACCUGAGAGCAGACUCUCCUGAACCCUACAAUUGGAAGGACAACGAGUCCAUGGAUGUUACCCUAAUGUUUAAUGACGGACGUCAGAGAGCCCAAGAAGAGAUGUCGGACUCCGAAGAAUCCAACAGUAUUUUCAACUGCAAACAAUCCAUUGAUCAACCCCCGAACUUCAAUCACAGAACUCACUCUACUGAGAGAGUCUGUCAGGAGGCCGAUGCCUCUGAAGCCGCCUCUAGUCACUCGGACCAUGAUCAGAGCGAAGCAGACCUGGCCUCCGUAUUCAUGCUGCUGGAGGAGAACAUCAUCACUUUUGUGAAGACUGAGCUGAAGAAGUUCCAGGGAGUCCUUAGACCAGAUUACCCGCCGUGCUUAAAGAGACAGAAGGAGGACGAGGAGGAGGAAAAACAGAACAAAAGCAGCCGAGAAGCACUUGUAAAGAUCACACUGCACUUCUUAAGGAGAAUGAAGCAGGAGGAGUUGGCGGACACUCUGCAGAGCAGAACCAUUGCUGCCUUGUGCCAAGAGAAGCUCAAAUGUAGCCUGAAAGAUAAGUUCCAGUGCUUGUUUGAAGGAAUUGCUAAAGCGGGAAACCCCACCACUCUGAAUGAUAUCUACACGGAGCUCUACAUUACGCAGGGAGGGAGCGGAGAGGUCAAUAAAGAACAUGAGAUCUGGCAGGUUGAAACAGCAUGUAGGAAAAUAUCAAAAGCCGAAACAGCGAUCAAAUGCGAACACAUCUUCGAACCCUUACCCGGCAGAGAACAUCAACCAGUCAGGACAGUGCUGACAAAGGGGAUGGCUGGCAUCGGGAAAACCGUCUUAACGCACAAGUUCACACUGGACUGGGCUGAGAACAAGAGCAACCGCAACAUUCAGUUCACGUUUCCAUUUUCUUUCAGAGAGCUGAAUUUGCUGAGCGGGAAAAAAUACAGCCUGGUCCAACUCAUUCAUCUCUUCUUCGCUGACGCCAAAGAAUCGCACAUGCACAAUUUUGACAGGUUCGACGUUGUGUUCAUCUUCGAUGGUCUGGACGAGUGUCGACUUCCCCUGGACUUCCACAAAAAUGAGAUCCUGACUGACAUCACAGUGGCCACCACUGUGGACGUCCUGCUGACGAAUCUGAUCAGGGGCAAACUGGUUCCCUCCGCUCGGCUGUGGAUAACCACACGACCUGCCGCAGCCAGUCAGAUUCCUCCCGAGUUUGUUGACGUUGUGACGGAGGUGAGAGGGUUCACCAACAGCCAAAAGGAAGAGUACUUCAGGAAGAGGGUCAGAGGGGAGGAGCAGGCCAACCGCAUCAUCUCCCACAUCAAGGCAUCGAAAAGCCUCCACAUAAUGUGUCACAUCCCUGUCUUUUGCUGGAUCACCGCUUCCGUUCUCGAGGAUAUAAUAGGAUCACGUGAGCACAAGCAUUUGCCAAAGACUCUGACUGAAAUGUACAUUCAUUUCCUGGUGGUUCAGACCAAAAUAGGAAACGAAAAGUAUCGCGGUGGCGGCGGUUCGCUCUGGAACGCUGACAUCUACAAAAUGAUAAUGUCUCUAGGAAAACUGGCUUUCGAACAGCUGCAGAAAGGAAACCUUAUCUUCUAUGUGUCAGACUUGAUAGACUGCGGAAUUGAUAUCAGGGCUGCAACCCUGUACUCUGGGGUGUUCACGGAGAUCUUCAAACAGGAGUGCGGACUGAACCAGGACAACCUGUUCUGCUUCGUUCAUCUCAGCUUUCAGGAGUUCCUGGCCGCUCUCUACGUCUUCGUGACGUUCACCAACACUGGCGUCGAUCUGAUGUCAGAAUCACAGACCAAGUCUUGCUGGUCUCCGCUGUUAAGGGACCGAUCAAAGAUAAAUCUUCUCUUCCAAAGUGCUGUAGACAAGAGCACGAAGAGUUCAAACGGCCACUUGGACUUGUUUCUUCGGUUCCUCUUGGGUUUUUCUCUGGAGUCCAACAAGACGCCUUUACAGGGUCUGCUGAAGCACUCGGGGAGCAACGUUCAGAGCUAUCAGGAAACAGUCAGAUACAUCAAGAAGAAGAUCAGGAAGAAUCCUUCCCCGGAAAGAUGCAUCAAUCUGUUCCACUGUCUGAAUGAGCUGAAUGAUCAUUCCCUGGUGGAGGAGAUCCAGCAGUAUCUGAACGCAGGAAGUCUCUCCACAAACAAACCGUCCCCAGCACAGUGGUCAGCUCUGGUCUUCAUACUUCUGUCAUCAGAAACAGACCUGGAUGUAUUUGUCUUGAAGAUGUACUCCGCUUCAGAGGAAGGUCUCUCGAAGCUGUGGCCGGUGGUCAAAGCUUCAAGAAUAUGCAACCUGAGUGAUUGUCAGCUGUCAGGGCAGAUCUGCAAAGCUCUGGGCUGUCUUCUUAUGUCCAAGUCGUCACGUUUGAGAGAGCUGGACCUGAGUAACAACGACCUGCAGGAUUCUGGAGUGAAGCUGCUGUUCGCUGGACUCAUGUGUCCACAAUGUAGACUAGAGACUUUACGGUUGGCCGGCUGUAGCUUGUCAGAGAAAAGCUGCGACGCUCUGGCCUCGAUUGUCAGCUCUCAGUCUUCGUGUCUGCAGGAGCUGGACCUGAGUAACAAUGACCUGCAGGAUUCGGGGGUUGAGCUGCUCUCUGCUGGCCUGGCGAGUCCAUUCUGUAGAGUGGAAACUUUAAGGCUGUCGGGCUGCCUGAUCACAGAAAAAGGAUGCGCUGCCUUGGCCUCGUCUCUGAGCUCCAACCCCUCCCAUCUGAGAGAGCUGGACCUGAGUUACAACCACCCAGGAGACUUGGGAGUGAGUCUACUGUCUGCUGGUCUGGAGGAUCCACAGUGGCGACUGGACACUUUGUGCAUUGACCACGGUGGAAGACAUCGCUUGAAACCCUUCAUGUACACCUGUCAACUAACACUGGACCCAAACACAGCAAACAGAAUGCUGUGUCUGUCUGAGGACAACAGGAAGGUGACAGAGGUGAACAAGGAGCAGCCGUACCCCGACCACCCAGAGAGGUUCCUCCACUUGAAGCAGGUUCUGUGCUCAGAAGCUCUGUCUGCACCCUGUUACUGGGAGGUGGAGUGGAAGGGAUGGGUCAACAUAGGGGUGACGUACGGAGGAAUCAAAAGAAAAGGCCAGGAUGAUGAAAGUUGUCUCGGGGAGAACGAGCAGUCGUGGGGUCUGUUCUGCUCUAGUUCUGGUUACUCAGCCUGUCACAAUAAGAGAACAAUCGACAUUCGGGGUGCGCCCUCCUCCUUUGACUCGGGCAGAGUGGCGGUUUAUCUGGACUGGCCCGGUGGCACUUUGUCCUUCUACAGAGUCUCCUGUGACACCUUGAUCCACCUCCACACCUUCCACAGCACAUUCGCUGAGCCUCUCUACCCCGCGUUCAGAUUUAAGUUGAGGUCUGCGCCCGGUGCCUCAGUGUCCUUGUGUCAGUCGGAGGAAGGGUAGGGAAAAUUUGUGACUGGUUGCAGAGUCCAGAAUUUAAAAGUGGUCUUUUUUUUGGGUUGUUUACAUAUAGAACAACUCUAACUUUUUGCAGUCCAAACAUUUCCCGCUUGUUUUAAGACAUAACUUACUCUUAUUUUAAGUCUUCACCAGGAGAUAUGUUUUUUCCCAUUCCACCUGGUUCCUGUAAAGGUAUCUAAUUAUGCUACUUACUCACUUACUUCCUACCUUACUACCAUCAGAUGAUAAGCUCAGAAAUUAAGGGGUUGGAAUUCAUUGCUCGUCUCCUGUAUAUUAAAGGCGUAACAGAAUGAAAUCCCUAACAACACUGUAAUAAUUUGAAAUUAAAUGUCUUCAAGAAACUCUUCAAGAGACCAGGUACUUUUGCUUUUGGUGGAGAACCUUAACAGUGAAGAGAACAGUGUUCUAGUGGUUCAUUUAAAAUAUCACCUCCUGCACUUCGUUAAUCUGCUUCAACCACAUUUAUCUUAUUUCUGCCGUUAAAUAUUAACCGUUUUAUUGUACGUUACAUAGGAAUUUGUCCUUUAUUUUUAUACGAUAUAUUUAUUUUAUACAUUGACAAAGCUGGUGGUGAUAAAAACAGAGAAAAUGUGGAUUGCUGUUUUUUUCGUUAGUGUUUUAUAUAUAUAUAUUUAUACUGUUUAUUUGCAUUUUCGUCAACACAGUCUGAAUGCUUGACCCCUACAGUGAGUGUCUCUGUCAUGUUGUUGGAUUUAAUUUAACUCCAUUGUGUUUUCACUGUGAUGUAAGGUGAUGGCAAUUCUGUGCAGGAGUGGUCCUUUAUUCCUGUCCAUCACAACAAUUUAGUUUUAAUAAAGAAUUUUGUAUUUACUAUAGAUAUGCAUAUAAAACAUGACAAGAUCAGUCACAGGAUUUCAUUAGAGUAACUGUGGGUACAGUUUUGGUUGUGAAUGCUAGACUGAUUUUUAAAAAACUCAAUAAAAUUGUUAAAGAUUUAUUAAAGAGACUAUCUGAAAAGUUUGUCAAUGGUUUAUAUGUUGAAUAUAAUUGAGAUGCUUAAAGAGGGAUCUGCAUUUAUCUAAAAUAUAGUCAUCUCAUCUUCCAUCUUCCGUAACGCUUAAUCCUGCACUAGGGUCGCGGGGGGUUGCUGGAGCCUGUCCCAGCAUCGGGCGAGAGGCGGGGUACACCCUGGACAGGUCGCCAGCCUAUCAGAGGGCCUAAAAUAUACUUAUAAAUAAUAAUAAUAAAAAAACAACCACACAAUUCUUUCUAUCUUUGCCUUCUCAUCUAUUGAGAUAUUGAGAUCUAAAACCCAACUGACACAUGAAACAUGGUAAACGUCAAACGUGAGUUGAGUUUUUGAACAGCAGAAUAAAUUUGUGGGUGAAGCGACACUGCCCUCUGCUGGGCUUCACUGGCACCAACACGUACAGCUUAACUGCACUGAUGUAGUUAAAUGGUCAUAUGUUAAUAUCAACCAAAGCAGGAAACAAGUCAUUUUACUAAAGAUCAACCCUUUCUCGAGCUGGAAUUAUAAAGCAAUGACCUGAUACUCAGGCGUCUUUACCCGUUAAUAUUUCAUCAAACAUCUAAGCACCACAGGUUUAUUACAGUACGUAAGGUAAUGCAGUAAAUAUUAAUAUUCAACCCAGACAAACUGUCAUUUACGAUUUUAUUGCUGAAGCAAAACAAACAUUGACUUUAAGAUCAAUAGAUACUUGCAUUCUUGGACAGAUAUGCUGUCGGAAGUAAAAAAAAAAAAAAAAAAAAAAAGCUGGGAAUCCAUUGAGAACUCUUUGCUCUUGUUAAAAAAAAAACUACAAAAAAAAAACAUCUGCAUACAAAAACUGACGGGCUGCAAGAUCAGCUUUUUUGUUUCAUCUAAAAAAAAAAAAAAAAAAGAGACUGAAAACAGCCGUGAAAUACACAUAAACUCUAUAAUGAGAUACACACCUGAACCAUUUGUGUGGACAAUCGGUGCAAAAAUCUCAGUGUUAUGAAAGCACGUAGACACGGGUCAACACUGGUCCCCUUCCAGAUUUGGUACAAUUCAUUUGUACUGUGCCUCCUCUCUCACCCAACUCCCCUCCUGUCCAGUGUCCACAUGUUCCAUACCUGAGUACAGUUACGUCAUUAUCCACAGUUGCGUACUUAACAACAAUAAACCUACAAUACAAUAAAAAACUAAAAUGAAAUCUCCAGAAGUCUGAUAGAAAAAGGCACAGACAGUCAAGAGGCCUCAACACCCUGAUGUUGGAACAGUAAUUAAAAUGAGAACACAUUUAUCAAAUACUGGACAUUUGGGGUUUAAUGUCAUCAAGUACUGAAUAUUACAUAAUAAAAACUAUACCUUCAAGUUGACCAGAUUGGUCACAUGGGCAAAGACACCAUGUGUUGUCUCAGCAACUCAGUAGUGAGAGCGCAGCAUAAAUAUGCUAGCUUGCUAACAGCUACUAAAGGCCACGCCAUUUAUUCAAAUGACAUACUCUGUUUUUCCCGAGUGACUUCUGUCUCACAAUUAUCUGCAAAUCUCUGUUGAGAAGAAAUUUAAACACAGGUGCAACACAGCUAAUACACUACACGUAUCCACUUUAGAAUCUCUUGCUAGUUUUACAGUUCAUUUAAUUCAAGUUAAAGGAAAAAAAAAAAAUCAAGCUCAACUCUAACCUCCUGAGACCCAGCGUCCUCAUAUGGGGACAUGAGGUUUUAUUCUAUUGCCGCUUAUUCUUCUUCAUUUAAACCCACUGUCUUCAUUAGUGGACAAUUUGGUCUGCCAUCUAGCGGUAGUAAAGGUUAAAACUUAUUUAUUUAUUCUUAUUAACGUUUCUACAGAUUUUGUCAAUAGCAACAGGCUACAACGUCGCUAAUUAGCAAGUACUCAUUUGAGGACGUUGGGACUCGGUCAUGUUCAGGUAUUUUAUAUUUUGUCAUUUUGACUUUGGUGAAUUUAUUAUAAUAUAAAUAAUGAAAUAAUACCAGUGUCCACAUAUGAGGACAUCGUUUUAACUAAACUAAUUCCUGUUUAAAGAUGAUGCUUAGUUUUUAAACGUCUUAAGCCUCUACUAGUCCCAAAUACCCCCAAAAAGCUUGAGACUCAGGAGGCUAAAACUAUGUCAGCAUUGUUAAGAGAGAAAACAUCUGCUUUAAAGUAAUAAAUCUAUGAACUACUACCAUUUAGAACAAGUGCUUAACCAAUCUGAGGGAGUGUUUCUAUGUCCCUAAGUUCUAAUGAUUUAAAACAUCAUAAAUGUCAAACAACAAAAUUACUUUUCUAUUUCAUAAGAAACCAUAAUUUACAAAGUUUUUUUUUUUUUUUUUUUAAAGAAGAAGAAACA
Messenger RNA from Mugil cephalus (flathead mullet), 9087 nucleotides. Its product is annotated as protein NLRC3-like. Gene Ontology annotation, molecular function: protein binding. The transcript is spliced from 11 exons. The record is from RefSeq and is a predicted model, not a curated record. Bases 2345 to 5773 code for a protein of 1142 amino acids. Lineage: Eukaryota; Metazoa; Chordata; Actinopteri; Mugiliformes; Mugilidae.